AUGAAUACUAAACAGCAAACGGAUCAACGUCUUACACAAGUAUUGCGUUCAGUAUGUUCACAAGUAAAGAAAAAUAUUACAACCAUCUGUGAUUCAGAUAACACGACGGCGAUCCCUGUGUUAUUUUCACAAUGGUGUAAAAACCAGGUGAAUUUCUGCUCGUCGUCAGUAAUUGUUUAUGAUCAGUUAUUUGCAUUAACACGAUCGGUUAUACUAAACUCAAAAUUGGUUAUCGGAAGUCAAGGUGGUGAAGAUAUUCAAGAUGUUUUAAAUCAAUCAGAAGAUGUUGAAUUUUAUCAAUUUAAACAGGGAUUUAUCCAGAUUCCUUGUUCAAACGAUAGUUUAUUGAGACAAUUGCCUGUAUUUGGUCCUCGUAAUGAUUUUACCGAAUGGGCAUUGUCCAUUGAUACCUACAAUUCACAGCAGACAGCUGAUAAGUGUAACACGACUCAGGUGUUAGGUCAUGUGAUCGAUGACUUCACCAUAGCUGUAAGACGUCGUGAUUACGCUAACUGGUACCAUACUAUUACCGAUUUGUACACUGUCUAUAUUCUUUGUCGAUUUUUCAAUCGUGAUCCGAAGACGGCGCAUAUUCUUUUCGUUGAUGGUCAUCCAAAAGGCAAUCUAGAUAGUCUAUGGUCAACAUUGUUUCAUUCGUACCAACGUGCCGGUCAAUAUCGAGCAUCAAAUCGAUCAAUGAUAUUCUACCAAGAACUGUUAUGGUCCUAUCAACAAGAACUGUCACAUUUGGAUAUAUCACGCGCUCCAUAUAAAGAUGAGGUUAUCUAUUUAGACGAUUUUCGCCAGCAUGUAUUUACCAGUUUUAAUAUUAAGUUAACGAACGAUUCGGCAGCAGUCAACUGUGAUUUGAUUAAUAUUUUUUUUCUGUUAAGAAAAAACUAUGUAGCACAUCCAAGAAAUCCAACUGGAAAGGUCGAACGACAAAUUAAUAACGAAAUGCAGGUGUUGCAAGAAUUACAAGCAAAAUUAAAUGAAAGCAAGUUAUUUUCUAAAAAUACCAGAUUUAAAUCCAACUAUUUUGAGACAUUAUCGAUGUAUGAACAACUCAGUAUUAUAUUGAAUACUGAUAUACUAUUGGGUGUGCAUGGUGCCGGUCUCACUCAUGUUUUGUUUAUGAAAAAGAACCGAGGGAUAAUCGAAUUAUCGUUGAAUACAGGUUUGCAUUUUUUUUUCUUGGCACAAGCUCGAAAUGUUAAUCAUUUAUAUUGUCCUGUACAACAAGACAAAGUGUCAGCAACAGACAUCGUGGAAUGCAUAACGAACAUGCUCAGUUUAAUUUGUCCAUCAAAUAAAAUUUCUUCUAAUACAAUAGCGAUAACUUCGGUCAUUACAACAAUAAGUACAACACUGAUAACAUCUACAACGGUUCUCUCAACAUCCAACUCAAAAUAUUCUAACUCAACGAUAAAUCAAACUCGACAGAUGACCGUCAAUGUAACAGCAACAACAACAUCUGCCAGUUUAAUACUUUAA
This is a messenger RNA of Didymodactylos carnosus, 1494 nucleotides long. The record is from the annotation of a GenBank genome assembly. NCBI's taxonomy places the organism in Eukaryota, Metazoa, Rotifera, Eurotatoria, Philodinida, Philodinidae.